Messenger RNA from Pogona vitticeps (central bearded dragon), 1976 nucleotides. It is a transcript of the gene DDX55, whose product is annotated as DEAD-box helicase 55. The record is from RefSeq and is a predicted model, not a curated record. Lineage: Eukaryota; Metazoa; Chordata; Lepidosauria; Squamata; Agamidae. Gene Ontology annotation, molecular function: ATP binding; nucleic acid binding; RNA helicase activity.
GAACUAAAAGAGCACGGCUUUGUUUCCCACCCGGGCGCUUCAAGGAACGGACCGGAUUCCCUGUAGGGGGACCCGUGAGAGGGACGGACCGUGGUUGACAUCCGUCGGGAAGGAAACCAGGAAGAUGGAGGAAGUCACGGAGGGCAGGUGGGCUUCCUUGCCCGUUCGGCUGAGCCCAGGCGUCUUGCGGGCCUUGCAGGAGCUGGGGUUUUCCCACAUGACUCCCGUACAGUCUGCAACAAUUCCGUUGUUCAUGACAAAUAAGGAUGUGGCUGCUGAAGCAGUAACUGGCAGUGGCAAAACGUUAGCGUUUGUCAUCCCCAUCAUAGAAAUUCUGCUUCGAAGGGAAGAAGCACUCAAGAAAAUGCAGGUCGGUGCCAUUGUUAUCACGCCCACGAGAGAGCUGGCUACUCAAAUAGACGAAGUGAUAUCCCACUUCAGAAAGCAUUUCCCACAGUUUAGCCAGUGCCUUUUAAUUGGUGGGAAGAAUCCCAUGGAAGAUAUCGAAAGAUUCAAAGCAGGAGGUGGAAACAUCCUUGUCGCUACCCCAGGUCGUUUAGUGGACAUGUUCCGGAGGAAGGCGGAGGGUCUGGAUCUGGCCAGCGCUGUGAAAUCUCUUGAUGUUCUGGUCUUGGAUGAAGCAGAUCGGCUUUUGGAUAUGGGCUUUGAAGCAAGCUUAAAUACCAUUUUGGACUUUUUGCCCAAGCAGAGACGGACGGGCCUCUUUUCGGCAACUCAGACCCAAGAAGUCGAGAACUUGGUGAGAGCGGGCCUUCGUAACCCUGUCCGUAUUUCGGUAAAGGAGAAGGGGGUGGCUGCGAGCAACACCCAGAAGACCCCUACCCGGCUCCAGAAUUACUACAUGAUCUGCAAAGCCGAUGACAAAUUCAACCAGCUGGUCCACUUCCUUCGUCAACACAAGCCAGAAAAACAUCUGGUCUUUUUCAGUACUUGUGCCUGUGUGGAAUAUUAUGGGAAGGCUCUGGAGUCCUUGGUUAAGAACGUGAAAAUAAUGUGCAUCCAUGGGAAAAUGAAACACAAGCGCAAUAAGAUCUUCACAGAAUUCCGGAAACUUCCAAGUGGUGUCCUUGUUUGUACUGACGUGAUGGCUCGGGGCAUCGACAUUCCUGAAGUGAACUGGGUUUUGCAGUAUGAUCCUCCAAGCAGUGCAAGUGCAUUUGUACAUCGCUGUGGGCGCACUGCGCGCAUCGGCCACCAAGGCAACGCCCUUGUUUUCCUCCUCCCCAUGGAAGAAACCUAUAUAAAUUUUCUCGCCAUUAACCAAAAAUGUCCCAUGGAGGAAAUGCAGCUGCAGACAAACGUGGCGAAUGUCUUGCCCAAAUUGAAGUCGCUGGCUUUGGCUGACAGAGCUGUAUACGAGAAGGGGAUGAAGGCAUUUGUGUCUUACAUACAAGCCUAUGCCAAACACGAGUGCAGUCUGAUCUUCCGGUUAAAAGACUUGGACUUUCCCAGCCUGGCCCGAGGCUUUGCUUUGCUGAAGCUGCCGAGAAUGCCGGAGCUCAAAGGCAAAUCUUUCUCAGACUUCACGCCCGUCGAUGUUGACACGGAUUCCAUUGCCUUCAAAGACAAGAACCGGGAAAAGCAGAGGCAGAAGUUUCUAGAGCAGCGGAGGAAGGAGAGGCAGGAGCAAGAAGGGAAGAGGAAGUUCACCCGGAAUAAAGCCUGGUCGAAGCAGAAAGCCAAGAAAGAGAAGAAGAAAAAGAUGACCGCAAAACGGAAAAAAGAGGAGGGUUCGGACGUAGAAGAUGGCGAUAUGGAGGAGCUCCUGAACGACACACGGCUCUUAAAGAGGUUAAAGAAGGGCAAGAUCAGCGAGGAGGAGUUUGAGAAGAAGCUGCUGUGCAGGGGGAAGGACGUCCAGCUGGGGCCCGCGAGUGGCUCUGAUUCUGAAGGGUAACGUGGUCGCUGAAGGCUAGUCUUUCCAAUGUUAAUAAAAUGGAUUUUUUAUAUAUAUA